Messenger RNA from Staurois parvus, 1488 nucleotides. NCBI's taxonomy places the organism in Eukaryota, Metazoa, Chordata, Amphibia, Anura, Ranidae. The record is from the annotation of a GenBank genome assembly.
AUGAGCGAGCUGAGCCGAGAGUCGGUGAUCAGCUUCUUGACCGGGCAGGGGGGCCGGGUACCGAACCAGCAGCUGGUGGAGCAUUUCCGGCCCUUGCUGACCCAGCCGCCCUCCAGUGAGGCCCGCAGUGCCGCCCGCCAGCUCUUCAAAGAUAUUGUGAAUGAGGUGGCCAGUGUGCGGGCCGAGGACGGGGUGAAGUACGUCUGUCUGAGGAAGAAGUACCGGAGAACAGCAGAGAAGGCCGGGGAGACACCGCCGUCUACUGCCGAGGGAGGUGCAGAGGAGGGGGACACAGCAGAAGCGGGCACCGGGGAGGAAAACAGACCGGGCACCGGGGAGACCACACCGGGUACCGGGGAAGAGAACAGACCAGAACCGGGCACCGGAGAAGAGAAGGAACCGGGCACCGGAGAAGAGAAGGAACCGGGCACCGGAGAAGAGAAGGAACCGGGAACCGGAGAAGAGAACAGACCAGAAGCGGGCACCGGAGAUGAGGAGCGCCCCCCGGAGCCAUGUGAGGGGGUGUACCCCGAUUCCAGUCCCGGAGAAGAGUCCCCCCAGGCCGUUCUCCCCCGGAUCUCAGUGACGGAGGAUCCAGAAGCCGGGGAAAAGACCCCGAAGAAGGCGGACUUGUGCCCGGUCAGGCGGGGUGCAGGGGGGGUCCUCCUCCGGGCCGGACUCCGCGACUCGGACAGCUCGUCUGUGCAUAGCUCGUCGUCGGUGUCCGGUAAUGAGGAGGAGGAGGGGGGCGGAUCGGUGUCUCUGGAGCCCCUGGAACACGCCUGGAUGCUGAGCUCCUGCCGGGCCCGCUGGGACGGUCUCCAGGAGCUGCUGAUGGCGGAGCCCGGCCUCGUCACCCGGCGGGACUUCAUCACCGGCUUCUCGUGCCUGCACUGGGCGGCCAAGCACGGACAGCAUGAACUCCUGGCCGCCCUUCUCACACACGCCCGCCACCACCGCCUGCCCAUCAACAUCAACGGCCGGGCCUCCGGGGGGUACACCCCGCUGCACCUGGCCGCCAUGCACGGCCACCUGGACGUCAUCAAGCUGCUGGUCGGGGCGUACGACGCCGAUGUGGAUGUCCGGGACUACAGCGGGCGGAAAGCCUGGCAGUACCUGAGCCCCGACACUGCCCGGGAUGUACAGGCUCUGAUCGGGGCCAUGCCGAGGCCCGGGGAGGACGACGAGGAGGACGGGAGCAGCUCCGGAUUGGGCCGAUGGCGGCUCUCCAAGGUCUUACCGUCCCAGCUCAUCGUACACAGGCUGGCCCAGCUCCCCGAGGAUGAGCAGGACGGAGGGGGGCGCUACCGGGCCGACAUCAGCAGGAAGGGUUCUGGGGGGAGCAGGGGGAAACCCCGACUGAACAGGAUCAGGUUCAGGACUCAGAUCAUCCAUAGCAACCUGACCGCCAGGGACCCCGAGGAGGACGAUGACCGAGCGCUCAAGAGCCCCAUCAGGCACAGACCCAAGUCCAAUGUCUUCGGAUGA